This is a messenger RNA of Ziziphus jujuba (common jujube), 1422 nucleotides long. RefSeq names its product ribonuclease MRP protein subunit POP4. Gene Ontology annotation, biological process: tRNA 5'-leader removal; rRNA processing. Gene Ontology annotation, cellular component: ribonuclease MRP complex; ribonuclease P complex. Lineage: Eukaryota; Viridiplantae; Streptophyta; Magnoliopsida; Rosales; Rhamnaceae. The transcript has 8 exons. Gene Ontology annotation, molecular function: ribonuclease P RNA binding. The annotation marks the transcript as partial. The record is from RefSeq and is a predicted model, not a curated record.
UGUGGACUGUGCAUAAACUAUAUAGAAUUUCAGAUUUCUCCAGCUUUGCUUGAAGUCCAUGGUGUUGCAGCUCCAUCAAUAAAUGUUGAAAACGAUGAUCCGACUUACGCGAAGCUCUCUCAACCUAUCCACGAAAAUCUGCUGACAACCUAUGUCCAAAUUUCUAAUAGAAAAGAAAACAAAGUGGAUAAGAUUUUGCAUGAGCUUCUCCGAAAUGGUGAUUGGGCUCGAAGGUACAUGCAAGGGUCCAGAAGCAAGAAAAUUGACGAGUGGAUUCAUUUGGAUAACUGCGUACAAGGCGUCUCUACUGGUUCUCCUGUCAGGGCUUUGAAGAUUCAUUCCAAGAGCUCUAAAAAGCAUAUGUCCAUGAAACAACACACGAAACUGGGGUCAUUUGAUUUGCCUCCAGAGCAUCGUAGAUUUGAUCAUUUUAGGCCGCUGCAUGAGAUGUGGAAAGACUACAUUAUUCAAUUUCUUAAAACUUGCAGGAAAGAUCAGUUGGCUCAAUGUCUCCUUGAUGCAGAUCUACGUGGUGCAAUUAUUUCAGUUUCUGAGUGUAAAAUAACUAGUUUAACUGGAGUGAGCGGCAUUAUGAUUCGAGAAACAGCAGAAACACUCGGAAUUAUUACACAAGACAAUAAAUUCAAAGUUGUUCCUAAAAAGGUUUCUGCCUUUAUAUUUCAAGUUGAUUGCUGGAAGAUUACACUAAAGGGGAACAAAACUUAUGACUCUUAUCAUAUCUCAAAGCUAGACCGUUCGGAGACCAUAUGGACGACAAAAUGAUCUUCAACCCAUACAAUUUGGUGUCCGCCGUGGGGUUCGAACCCACGACCACAAGGUUAAGAGCCUUAUGUCGUUGAAGCCUGGGUGCUUGAUUUAAGAGCCAAAAGGGAGGUUAAAGAGCGUUGGUUAAAAGAGAUGAUACCUCUUUUUACCUGAUCCAUUUUCCGAAAAAGUUUUUUAAUUGUCACAUCAAUUAGUCAAAAAUUCCCAGCUAGGAAGAAAAUGACCAACAUAAGGAGUAACCAAGCAGCAAAUCGAAGAGAGACAACUCACUCAACUCAAAUAGAUGCUUCGGAAUCGAUCCUUUUUAUAGGAAUGGAUGAGGUAGCUCACGUUCGAGAUGGUACGGAAAACUCUGAUCUUAAUCUUAGGAAUAGGGGAGACCUGGUGAAGCAACUGAGGGUAUCUCCCUCGAAACUCCUGUGACUGAAUAAGAAAAUAGAGGAUAUGAUGACGCUGCUGGUCCAACAAAAGUAGAAGCUUGAUUUCAUAAUGCAAAGGGAGAAGUAGAAACGCCCAUCAGCGUUUUAUUUAACCAUAAAAAAAUAAUAAUGUGUACUUCUAACUUUACGUUUAUCUAACCUUGAAAGAAUUAGAAAAGAAAUAAUAAUAAAAAUUUAAAACGAAUUUUUAAAAUAA